Molecule: messenger RNA, 450 nt
Organism: Acromyrmex echinatior (Panamanian leafcutter ant)
Lineage: Eukaryota; Metazoa; Arthropoda; Insecta; Hymenoptera; Formicidae
Source: RefSeq, a predicted model, not a curated record
AUGAACUCAUGGAGAGAGUGGCUCACAAAAUCGAGCCAUUCGGGCGAGGAGAUCGUAAAUGCAAUACGGCCCCGUGUGCAGAAUUGGGUGGACGCCAGAGACGGGAUUUCCUUCCGUACGGCGCAGAUACUAUCGGGCCAUGGAUGCUUCGGUCGAUAUCUGUACCAUAUUGGAAGAGAAAACACAAGUAGAUGCUGGCAUUGCGACGCGCACACAGAUACGUCGAGACACACGCUGGAGGAGUGCCCGGCGUGGAAUCGACAGAGAAGGCAGCUGAUCGAGGCUGUUGGACGCGAUCUGAUUCUUCGAGCAAUAGUCGAGGCCAUGCUGAGUUCCGAAGAAAAGAGGGGGGCCAUCUUCACAUUUUGUGAAGAGGUCAUAGCCCGGAAGGAGGACAAUGAGAGAGCGCGUCGAAGAGAAGGUCGACAUACGCUCAGCAGCUGGAUGUAG